Molecule: messenger RNA, 4273 nt
Organism: Vombatus ursinus (common wombat)
Lineage: Eukaryota; Metazoa; Chordata; Mammalia; Diprotodontia; Vombatidae
Gene: CHPF2
Product: chondroitin polymerizing factor 2
Exons: 4
Coding region: 1803-4121 (772 amino acids)
Cellular component (GO): Golgi cisterna membrane
Molecular function (GO): glucuronosyl-N-acetylgalactosaminyl-proteoglycan 4-beta-N-acetylgalactosaminyltransferase activity
Source: RefSeq, a predicted model, not a curated record
GAGGAAGGAGCGGGCCCAGGGGGCUGUGAGGUGGCAGCGGCCGCAGUAGCGGAGCCGGCAAGUCUCUGGAACUUGGAGUCUGGUUCGUUCGUGUCUUGCGGCCGGGAUUCGGGCUUUGUCAUCCUCUAGAACAGCGUCAGGUCCUCUCCAUUCCUUGCUCGGGAUCUCCUUUCUCUGGGGUGUGUGGAAAUUAAGCUGCUCCCUCCCCUCUCCGCUUACCCCCCACACCUCGCACCCGUCCCGGUCCCCAACAAGUCCGUGGCCGAGCUCUCCCUGGGUCGGUGGGGUUGGAGUCCAACCCGCUUCGCUUCGGACUCCCUGGGAGGAGGCUCGCUGUCUUCCCCGAAGCUUCUGCUCAACCCUAAGACCCUCCUUGUCAGGAUCCCCCCUCUUUUCGCUUUCUCUCCUCCCCCUUCUAAAAAGAAAAACGGAAAAAAAGGAAAUAACUCAGCAAACUGGGCUUGUUUUGCUGCUUCCCCUGCGCUCUCUGAAAGAACAGGUUUUCAGCUCUAACUCCGGACAAACCCAGACUCGUCUUUGUCUCCUCUGUGCAGACUUAGUAUUUAUCCCUGGCUUCUGGGAGGUAGAACUACGUUUUCCUUACUUUUGAUGUAGGUACAUCUAAAGUUAGCUGAGCUAGGCUUCCCCUUGCAGGGAGAUUUAGCAGCCCCUUCACCUUCUUUGGUUUCUUUGGUGUUUUGAAUCUUUUUUGGAUUCUUUGGUCUAGAGCUGUUCCAACCCUCUCAUUUUACAGAUGAGGAAAGUGAGGCCCAGGGAGAUGAAGUGACUCGUCUAAAAUCACAUCUCUAUUAAGUAGCAAAAUCUCUAUAGGUAGACCAGAUAAAGGAGCAAGAACUCAUGCAGCAAAGACUCCUGGAACCUGGCUCUUCCAUUUCCCUCAAAAAACGGUCCAGGCAGAACUGUUCUUUGCAGCUUGCCUUAAGGUAAGCCAGAUUCCAAGGAAAUGCCAUCUGCCACUGGGCUCUUUUGAGACAGUAUGGGUGCUCAGUCAGCAAGCUUGCCUACUUCACUCAGGUACCUCUUCUCAGAUGCAGAAUAUUAGCAGGUCUUGGUCACUUUUGAUUUGUGGACUUCCCUAAGCGACCCUUUCCCCACAUCACUAAAGGGAAGGCCAGGAGAGCCAGACACUCUUUCUUGUAUUAUCUUGAGCAGAUAGGCCAAGUGAGAAUUCUAGGGUAUGGCUGAUCUAGAACCUGGAACUCUGGAGGACAGGCAGAUCUGGAUUGAGACUGAGCUUAGUUACUGUGGUUGGUGGCUCUUGGUUUGAGGUGCCAUGAAUCUCUCCUCUUAUCCUUCUUUCAUCUCUUCUUAUAGCCACCACUUGCACUACGUCUAGUGCAAGUCACUCCUUCCUUGUAUCAGGAACAGGAGUCUAGUCCUUAUGUUUGGUUUUCUCAUCUUUCACCAAAAGACCAAACUGUGAUCGCAGCUGUGGAAUCUUGUUAGACUAAUUGCAGGCCUAAUUGCUUCCUGUUCAAGAGUUAGAUUUUUCUGCUCUAACAGCUGGGGAGUAAGAGGGGGCUAAAAAAUAAAGGCCAGGCUAGGGCUCAAGGGAAGCCCCUGGGUCCUGAUUUUGUCUUGAACUUCCCUGGGAAAUGCUAGAUCCUGGAAGCACACCUACUCUGCUGUGCUAUACACCACAUUGACUCCAGGUUCCUUACUUAAAGCUUUCCGUGUAGCAUUGCCCCAGGCUAUCUAACACAUAAGGCACUUAGCCUAGUUGAUCCUUGAGGCUGUGCCCCUUGUUGGGGGAAGGCAUCGCUGCCACAGGACACACCACCAUGCGACUGAGCUCCCUUCUGGCUUUGCUGCGACCAGCACUCCCCCUCCUCCUAGGACUGUCGUUGGGGUGCAGUUUGAGCCUCUUACGGGUCUCCUGGAUCCAGGGGGAGGGUGAUGACCCCUGUGUGGAGGCUUUGGGGGAACUUGGGGGGUCACGGAAGCUAGAUUCAAGGACCCAGCUUGGCCAGAGUGAUGAAGACUUCAAGCCCCGGAUUGUUCCAUACUACAGGGAUCCCAAUAAGCCAUACAAGAAGGUGCUCAGGACACGGUAUAUCCAGACGGAACUGGGCUCUCGUGAACGGCUGCUCGUGGCUGUCCUGACCUCCCGGGCCACACUGUCCACACUAGCAGUGGCUGUGAACCGCACUGUGGCCCACUACUUUCCUCGGCUACUGUAUUUCACAGGGCAGCGAGGUGCCAGAGCACCAGCUGGGAUGCAAGUGGUAUCCCAUGGAGAUGAGCGCCCAGCCUGGCUCAUGUCAGAGACCCUGCGCCACCUUCACACUCACUUUGGCGCUGACUACGACUGGUUCUUCGUAAUGCAGGAUGACACCUAUGUCCAAGCCCCCCGCCUGGCCGCACUUGCUGGCCACCUUAGUAUCAACCAGGACCUGUACUUGGGUCGGGCCGAAGAGUUCAUUGGUGCAGGGGAGCAGGCCCGGUACUGUCAUGGUGGUUUCGGCUACCUGCUGUCUAGGAGCCUCCUGCUCCGGCUGAGGCCCCACCUGGAUGGCUGCCGUGGAGACAUCCUCAGUGCCCGUCCUGAUGAGUGGCUUGGGCGCUGCCUGAUCGAUUCCCUGGGCAUUGGCUGUGUCUCUCAGCACCAGGGGCAGCAGUAUCGAUCUUUUGAGCUGGCCAAGAACAGGGAUCCCGAGAAGGAGGGAAGCUCAGCAUUCCUGAGUGCUUUUGCCGUGCACCCCGUCUCUGAUGGGACGCUCAUGUAUCGGCUACACAAGCGCUUCAGUGCCCUGGAGCUGGAUCGGGCCUAUGGUGAGAUAGAGCAGCUGCAGGCACAGAUCCGAAACCUGACAGCACUGACCCCGGAGGGUGAAGCAGGGUUGAGCUGGCCAGUGGGGCUCCCUGCCCCUUUCACUCCACGCUCCCGUUUUGAGGUGCUGGGUUGGGAUUACUUCACAGAGCAGCACAUCUUCUCCUGUGCAGAUGGGGCCCCCAAAUGCCCACUCCGGGGGGCCAGCAGGGCAGAUGUGGGUGAUGCUGUGGAGACUGCUCUGGAGCAGUUGAAUAGGCGCUACCAGCCCCGCCUACGCUUCCGAAAACAGCGGCUCCUCAACGGUUACCGCCGCUUUGACCCAGCACGGGGCAUGGAGUAUACGCUGGACCUCCUUUUGGAGGCUGUGACCCAACGUGGGCACCGUCGAGCCCUAGCACGAAGAGUCAGUUUACUUCGGCCACUGAGCAGAGUGGAAAUCCUACCUAUGCCUUAUGUCACUGAGGCCACGAGGGUACAGCUGGUGCUUCCCCUUCUGCCUACAGAAGCUGCUGCUGCCCCUGCCUUCCUAGAGGCCUUUGCAGCUGGUGUCCUAGAGCCAAGGGAGCAUGCUUUACUGACCCUGCUGCUGGUCUAUGGGCCACAGGAGGGUGGUCGAGGGGCCCCAGACCCCUUCGCAGGGGUGAAGGCAGCAGCAGCAGAGCUGGAGCGCAGACACCCUGGGACACGACUGGCCUGGCUUGCUGUGCGAGCUGAGGCACCCUCCCAGGUCCGGCUCAUGGAUGUAGUCUCAAAAAAACACCCAGUAGAUACACUCUUCUUCCUAACUACUGUCUGGACAAGGCCUGGGCCUGAUGUUCUCAACCGCUGCCGCAUGAAUGCCAUCUCGGGCUGGCAGGCUUUCUUCCCUGUCCACUUCCAGGAGUUCAACCCUGCUCUGGCCCCAGUGAAAUCACCCCCGGGGCCUCCCGGGGCUGGCCCUGAUCCACCCUCCCCUGCUGGUCCUGAUCAACCUCGGGGGGCCUCAGCUGGAGGCCGAUUUGACCGGCAGGCCUCUUCGGAGGGGUGCUUCUACAAUGCUGACUACUUAGCAGCUCGAGCCCGGCUGGCCGGGGAACUGGCUGGACAGGAAGAAGAGGAAGCCCUUGAGGGACUAGAGGUGCUAGAUGUUUUUCUACGCUUCUCAGGACUGCACCUUUUUCGUGCAGUUGAGCCAGGCCUGGUGCAGAGGUUUUCACUUCGGGACUGCAGCCCGAGGCUUAGUGAGGAACUGUACCAUCGCUGUAGGCUCAGCAAUCUGGAGGGAUUGGGUAGCCGGGCUCAACUUGCUAUGGCACUUUUUGAACAAGAGCAGGCCAACAGUACCUAAUCCACUUCUCUGUACGCUGGUACUUCCUUAUCCCUUCCCUUUUGCUGUUUUUGCCCCAGGAAGGGCAAAGCAAGAUGGUCUGAGACAGAUGGAGAAAUUGUUACUGUAUUUUUUUUAAAUGAGAAAUAUUAUUAAAAGUUUGUUCUACCAAA